Messenger RNA from Python bivittatus (Burmese python), 5110 nucleotides. RefSeq names its product GTPase activating Rap/RanGAP domain like 3 (gene GARNL3). NCBI's taxonomy places the organism in Eukaryota, Metazoa, Chordata, Lepidosauria, Squamata, Pythonidae. Gene Ontology annotation, molecular function: GTPase activator activity. Gene Ontology annotation, biological process: regulation of small GTPase mediated signal transduction. The record is from RefSeq and is a predicted model, not a curated record.
UUCAGGACCUCAGAGGAAUUUGCAACCAGCGCAAAGGCCUCCCUUCUUUUCCCUCGCCAUCUCAAAGCAACCAAGUCUGCUAUUUUGGGAGAGAAACCCCAUAAAAAUUAUAGGUCGGUGACAUUCCCAGUACUGUUGUUUGAAAAGUAACUUGCUGUCUUGUUUCUCGGUCCUCCACCCUAACUAUUGCAGCGGUAGAGAGCUCGGUUAGAUUGGACUGCCCAUCUCAUCCAACGAUUUAUUUCCCUCCAUAGCUGUUUUGAGGUACAGUGCUAGAUAUUGAUACCGAACUGAGUUGCUUUCUGCAAUUCUCUUAAUCCAGCCUCCAACAACCUGGUGUCCUCCAGGGAGGUCAAUCUUUGACUUUCAUAAGCUCCAUCUGGCCAUGGCACUUAUUAUAGGAGUUAUAGAGGUCCAAGUCCUGAUACUUGCAGAAAGCACCAUUAAGGAUGGCUGGGGUAUUCCUCAAAAACCAUGUAAGCUCAUGGUCAUUGUCAUACCUUACGGCAGUGACUUCUGCAGAGUAAUGCUACAUAACAACCUGCCUGCCAAUUUGUUUUAGUAGGUGAUGACUAACUAUAGUAUUGUGAGAAAAGAAACAUUCCUACCCACUCCAGUAAAUGCUUUUAUAACUGCUCCAUAUUUCUCCUACCCCCUUCCUUGCCUUCAGUGCCCUGGCUAUAUUGACUUUCCUGAAAUAACUCCCACUUAAUUCAGUAGGACAUUGGUAGAUCAGAAUCAGGGAAUGUUGUUCUCCAGAUGUUGUUCAUGGUGGUCUCCUUUAGCGAUGGGUGUUGGGUGGGAAAUAUAAUUGAGCAAAUUCUAUGAAGUUACAUGUUCCUCUGCUUAUACUUCACUGUUCAGGAGUAAAGCCCACUGAGUUCUAUGGAAUUUAGUCUCAAGGUCCUCUAUCUAGGAUUGCAAAUUUAGAUGGAUCCCGAAACAUCCUUAGGUAUCUCAUUAAAGCAAGGGGGACUUAGGUCAUGACUGAGCUGUUCAUUCAAAAGGGAUAUUAUAGAUACAAAGUAACCACUCUGGACUGUUAAUUCAUAGGAACUACUCUGCAGAUACAAAGUAUCUAUUAAAUCAAAGGAACUGCUUUUUCGUUUGUUUUUUUGCACUGUGUGCAGGGAACUGCGAUCCCACCCGUAGAUCAGGAAUAACAGACUUCAGGCCUUCAGGAUUUGCUGUCUCUUGGCACGAAACCCCCAAGAUCAGCCAGCUUGAGCCACAAGCAAGCUAAUGGAACUGUUCAGCCCCCCAACUAUGCCUUGAUACGUUACGGCUUAGUCUGUGUUGUGCAAAUCACCUGCCGUUUCAGGUAGCUUGAUUUGGGAUGCUACGCAAAGCGAGACUGAAAAUUCAGGAAUGUGAGUUUCUUGAGCAGCAGCUGGGGGUGGAAAGGCCGGAGGGUGUAAUGGGAAGGCACGGCUGAACUUCAGCCCCUGAAAUGUUCUUUGCCUAGUGGAGGUGCAACAGCAGUACCGUAUUUUCUUGUUUUCCUACCCCGCCACCCCCAGUUGUAGGCAUUGAUCAACUCUGCGUACCGAUAUCAAGGAGGUAAAAUGUUGCUGCGCUCGAAUGUAGGUUGAUUAGAACUUUUUAAAAUGUUGGCCGAUUUUGGCUUCAUAUCCACCUACAGCCGUUAAGAAGUCUGUGCACACUAACAUCACUGCUUUUGGGAUGGGGGGAGACUGGGUACCGCUUUACCUAUGCCAGGGACUACAUUUCCCAAGGUGCUCUGCAUCCCUUGGAAGGCGGCGAUUGGCCAUCAAGCGCUCGGAAAGGCGGUUUUCAGUUUCUGGCAAGACUCUGUGAUUGGAGGGCGCACCCGGCGAGGGGAGGGGCAGAGCGGGGGAGGUCUGUGGUCUUAUAAGGCAGUUCUAGGAUUGGCCCCUGGCCUGUUGAAGGGCGUACCAGCGGGGGCAGUGAUUGGCUGGAGCAGGGGGGGGUGGACCCUUAGUGCCUGCGGGAGGGGAAUGCUAGCUGCCAAGCCAAGCCGGAGAGCCAGCUGGUCCCGCAGCCGGAGGUAUGAUCCCUGGGAGAUGCUGCAAGGAUGGAGCCCAGCGGGGUGGAAGCAGCUUACCCACGGCUCUUCAGCGUUGCACAACGCUCCGUCUCUGAAGACCUGGGCUGUAGACGUGGAGAAUUCAGUAGGAAGCAUUAUGGUUCAGUAGAACUGCUUAUCUCCAGUGAUGCUGAUGGGGCCAUUCAGAGGGCUGGCCGGUUCCGAGUGGAAAAUGGCUCAGUUGAUGAGAAUGCCGAUUACACUCCUGGCACAUGGCACAGAACAGACGUGCAUUUGGAGAACCCAGGAUAUCAUACCCGAUGGUACUUCAAGUAUUUUCUAGGAAAAGUUCAUCAGAACUAUGUUGGCAUGGAUGCAGAGAAGAACCCCUUCUUUUUAUCCGUUGUGCUGUCUGACCAAAACAAUCAGCGUGUCCCUCAAUAUCGUGCAAUCCUCUGGAGAAAAACAGGUACCCAGAAAAUCUGCCUCCCUUAUAGUCCUACGAAAACCUUGUCUGUGAAAUCCAUUUUAAGUGCCAUGAAUCUUGACAAAUUUGAGAAAGGCCCUCGAGAAAUCCUUCACCCGGAAAUUCAAAAGGAUUUAUUGGUCCUUGAAGAGCAAGAGGGUUCUGUCAAUUUCAAGUUUGGGAUUCUUUAUGCCAAAGAUGGGCAGCUAACAGAUGACGAAAUGUUUAGCAAUGAAACUGGCAGUGAAAGUUUUCAGAGGUUGUUGAGUCUCUUGGGGGACACAGUUACUCUCAAGGGCUGGACUGGCUACAGAGGAGGAUUGGACACCAAAAAUGACACAACAGGGCUUUAUUCUAUCUAUACCGUCUACCAAGGGCAUGAGAUCAUGUUCCACGUUUCAACCAUGCUUCCAUACUCGAAAGAGAACAAACAGCAAGUGGAAAGGAAGCGACACAUUGGGAAUGACAUUGUCACCAUUGUGUUCCAAGAAGGAGAAGAAGCUUCUCCAGCUUUCAAGCCGUCCAUGAUUCGCUCUCACUUCACACAUAUCUUUGGCUUAGUGCGAUAUAAUAAACAAAGCGAUAGCUACAGGCUGAAAAUCUUUUCAGAAGAAAGGGUACCUCUCUUUGGACCUCCUCUUCCUUCCCCACCAGUGUUUACGGACCACCAGGAAUUCAGGGACUUUCUGCUGGUGAAAUUGAUCAAUGGGGAGAAAGCCACUUUGGAAACACCAACGUUUGCUCAGAAGCGGCAGCGAACGCUGGACAUGCUAAUUCGCUCCUUAUACCAGGAUCUCAUGCCUGACAUACACAAGAACAUGCUUAACAGGAGAUCCUUCAGCGACGUCUUACCCGAGUCCCCCAAAUCAGCGCGGAAGAAAGAAGAGGCCCGACAGGCGGAAUUUGUCCGUCUUGGCCAGGCCCUCAAACUGAAAACCAUUGUGAGGGGUGAUGCCCCAGCUAUUUUAGCCACCACAAGCCUCUGUAAAAAAGAGCCCUGGGAGUCUCAAUGCUUCUGCAGCAAUUUCCCACAUGAAGUUUUCUGUGCAGAUUCCUGGGGCCAGUCCCUGCUUGUCUCAACAGAUGUUGGUGUCCUUCUCUUAGACGAUGGGCAACCUCCCAUCCCAGUGUUCGAUAAAACAUUGCAGAUCAAACAGAUGCACAUACUUGAAACGUUGGACCUUCUAAUUACCAGAGCAGACAAAGGGAAGGAGGCACGGCUUCUGGUGUUCAGGCUGAAUGCCCUAUGGAAAGGCAUCGAAGCGAGGCUAACCAGGAGCAAAAGUGAUUGUCGAGAAAACAAGUUGGAGAAAACAAAAGGCUGCCAUCUGUACGCCAUCAACACUCACCAUGGCAACGAGCUGCGGAUCAUCGCCGCGAUUCGAAACAAGCUGCUUCUCGUCACCCGGAAGUUCAGGCGGUGGGAGAGUCUGAACGGUGCCCCCUUGGUGUCUCCCCAGUCAGAGUCUCCUGUGGAGGAGUUUCAGUACAUCCGGGAAAUCUGCUUGUCUGACCCUCCUGUAGUCAUGACAUUGGUGGAUGGCCCCACCGGAGAAAAUGACAACCUGAUCUGUGUCGCCUACCGACACCAGUUUGACUUGAUCAGCGAGAGCACGGGGGAAUGCUACAGACUGCACAAUAUUGACUCGAGCAGGGUUAAUUUUGUUGCAGCUAUUGAUGUGUAUGAAGAUGGAGAAGCCGGCCUGCUCUUGUGCUACAACUAUGUUUGCUAUUACCGCAAAGUGUGUCCCUUUAAUGGAGGCUCAGCUCUGGUCCAGCCACUGGCAUCAGACUUCCAUUUCAGCUGGAACCAGGUUCCUUAUGCUGUUGUUUGCGCCUUCCCUUACAUUUUGGCCUUCACUACCGAUUCCAUUGAGAUCCGGUUGGUGGUUAACGGGAACCUCGUCCAUACAGCCGUGGUCCCAGCUCUGCAGUUGGUGGCAUCAAGGUCAGAUAUCUACUUCAGAGCUGCCACAGCAGUGAGCGAAGUGUCCAACAGCAGUUCGAAGGAGCCCAGCUCCCCUGGGUCCCCUCAGACACCUUCCGUUCAUGAAAAUCCCAUUUUCUCCCCUGCUGUAGCAGAAGGUGAAGUUUUGUGCAGACAUAUCUACAAAAUUCCCCUCAGCAACCUGGUUGGCAGGAGCAUCGAGCGCCCACUCAAGUCUCCCCUGGUCCCCAAAGUCAUCACCACCCCAACAUCUGCUGGCAUCACCUCUAUCCCAGUUGCACCUUCCCUCUCUUUGUCGCGCAUAGAGAUCAAGGAGAUUGCAAGCAGAACCCGCAAAGAAUUGCUCGGUCUCUUAGAUGAUCCUACUUCAAAGUCAGAAGGAGGGCAAAAGCAGAAGAAGCUUCCAUCAAAGCAAUCAGACCCCAAGGAGGGAACUCUACGGUCCUCAAGCAGCGACAGGCUCGUUGUGAGCUCAUUUGAAAGCACUUCCGAAGAGCCCCACUUCUCUACCGGUUCAGACCUUGACACUGCCCCGCUGGAUGAGGAGCCCCAUUCCAGCAGUCUCUUCCAACUUGGGGCCUCCUUUGAUGAAGGGAUCAUUGAUUUGAAGUGAAGACAACUGGGACUCAAUCUUUGCACGCACUUACCCUGUUCUCUGCCACUGGUUUCCCCCACCCCACCCCACCCC